ACAGGAGGAAACAACAGGAGGAUGUGUUAGGAGGAGACAACAGAAGGAGACAACGGGAGGAGGCGACAGAAGGAGACAACAGGAGGAGGUGUCAGGAGGGGGCGUCAGGAGGAGACAACAGGAGGAAACAACAGGAGGAUGUGUUAGGAGGAGACAACAGAAGGAGACAACGGGAGGAGGCGACAGGAGGAGGUGACAUCAGGAGGAGGUGUUAGAAGGAGACAACAGAAGGAGACAACAGGAGGAGGCGACAGAAGGAGACAUCAGGAGGAGGUGUCAGGAGGAGGCGUCAGGAGGAUACAACAGGAGGAGGCAUCAGGAGGAGGCGUCAGGAGGAGACAUCAGGAGGAGGCGUCAGGAGGAUACAACAGGAGGAGACAUCAGGAGGAGGCGUCAGGAGGAUACAACAGGAGGAGGCAUCAGGAGGAACGAACCACCAUAAAUCUGGUCAUGUGAUCCAUUUCAUGCCUGAUUCCCCGGAUGUUACUAGUCUGUAUAGCAGCUGGGACCGUACCCUCUCUCGGCACUAGGGGGCAGUAAGUGUCGCUAGACGUUAACAGCAGUUAACCGGAAAAAGGAGGACCAGAGGAGGAGAGAAGGAAGUCGCAGCCUGUCGGCGCUCUUCAGCGACCUCUGUGACCUCUGACAGCAUGCUGGAGCAUCAGGCCCACCGGGUCAUGGCGCUGACAGAGUGGGAGGAGCGUUGGCAGAACAACCGGAUCGGGUUCCACCAGCCCGCCGUGCACACGAUGCUGAAGACUCACCUGGAGGAGGUUGUGAGUGGUCGGACGGGAGUUCGCUUCUUCUUCCCUCUGUGUGGGAAAGCUGUGGACAUGAAGUGGUUGGCUGAUCUGGGUCACUUGGUGGUCGGGGUGGAGUUCAGUGAAAAAGGGAUCCGUGAGUUCUUUGAGGAGAACAACCUGUCGUACACCGAGGAGCCGGUUCCUUCCAUACCUGGAGCCCGACUGUUCAAGAACUCUGAGAAGAACAUCUUCUUGUAUCGCUGUGACCUGUUUAGCGUCUCCAGCUCCGUUGCAGGUCAGUUUGGAGCCAUCUGGGACCGAGGCUCUCUGGUGGCCAUCAACCCGAAGGACAGGGAGAGGUACGCGGGUCUCAUCGUGUCCCUGAUGGCCGUGGACUGCCGGUACCUUCUGGACACGCUCCUGUAUGACCCGGAGAAAUACGGAGGUCCUCCGUUUCUGGUCCCUGAUGCUCAGGUCCAAAGUCUGUUCGGAAGCUGCUGCGACGUGAAGCAUCUGCAGUCGGUGGACGCGCUCACAGACAGAACUCGGGCUUGGGGUCUGGACUCUUUAACCGAAAACGUCCACCUGAUCACCCUGAAGGACGCCGGAGCACAAACACAACCCAGAUGACGUCGGGAAGAACCAGAACCUCCAGAGUUUCAUCAACAACCACAACAGAAAGUCCUCUCAUUUAAUGUAAUGACUUCACCGAUGUUAACGAGCUUAACGAGCUUUUUGUUGUUCUGACAAAGAAAUCAGGUUUGUGUCGAACUUCAACAAUAAAUGAUUCAAACAG
This is a messenger RNA of Nothobranchius furzeri (turquoise killifish), 1539 nucleotides long. Its product is annotated as probable thiopurine S-methyltransferase. Lineage: Eukaryota; Metazoa; Chordata; Actinopteri; Cyprinodontiformes; Nothobranchiidae. The record is from RefSeq and is a predicted model, not a curated record. Gene Ontology annotation, molecular function: thiopurine S-methyltransferase activity.